GAAAAGGUAAAGUAGAUAAGUAGCCACUGAGGAGGAGCAAGGGUUGUUCUUCUCUCAACUGGCAAGAAUGGACAAAUCCUCGUGCCUCCCGGAGCGGGCAGCCCAGCUAGGUAGAUAGGGUUUGGGUCUCGCAGGGCCUCACGCGCCUCAAAACGGGGUUAGAUGUUGUAGGCAAGAGGGGCGAGCAAGGGGAAGAUCUAGAGAGGCGAGCAUGUCGACCACCAAGCUGACUUACUCUUCGGGCAGCUCCGCCAAGUCCAAGCACAGCGUCCGUGUGGCACAGACGACCGCGGAUGCCAAGCUCCAUGCCGUGUACGAGGAGUCUGGUGAGUCCGGGGACUCGUUCGACUACACCAAGUCGGUGAAUGCAACCAAGUCCACGGGCGAGAGCAUCCCGGCGCAGGCCGUCACGGCCUACUUGCAGCGGAUGCAGCGCGGUGGCCUGGUGCAGCCCUUCGGCUGUAUGCUGGCGGUGGAGGAGGGCAGCUUCCGCGUGAUUGCUUUCAGCGACAAUGCAGGGGAGAUGCUGGACCUCAUGCCCCAGUCGGUCCCCAGCCUCGGCGCCGGGCAGCAGGAUCUGCUGGGGAUCGGCAGCGACGCGCGCAGCCUCUUCACGCCGGCCAGCGCCAGCGCCCUGGAGAAGGCGGCGGGCGCCAUCGACGUGAGCAUGCUCAACCCCAUCUCCGUCCACUGCAAGACGUCGGCCAAGCCCUUCUACGCCAUCGUCCAUCGCAUCGACGUGGGCCUGGUGCUGGACCUGGAGCCCGUCAAGGCCAGCGACACGAGCGUGGGAUCCGCUGCCGGUGCCCUCCAGUCCCACAAGCUGGCGGCCAAGGCCAUAUCGCGCCUCCAGUCGCUGCCCGGCGGCGACAUCGGGCUGCUGUGCGACACGGUGGUGGAGGAGGUGCGCGAGCUGACGGGCUACGACCGCGUCAUGGCCUACAAGUUCCACGACGACGAGCACGGCGAGGUGGUGGCGGAGAUCCGGCGCUCCGACCUGGAGCCUUACCUGGGCCUGCACUACCCGGCAACCGACAUUCCCCAGGCCUCCCGCUUCCUCUUCAUGAAGAACCGGGUACGCAUGAUCUGCGACUGCUCCGCGGCGCCCGUCAAGAUCAGCCAGGACAAGGAUCUGCGGCAGCCCAUCAGCUUGGCCGGCUCCACGCUGCGGGCACCCCACGGUUGCCACGCGCAGUACAUGGGCAACAUGGGCUCCGUCGCCUCGCUGGUGAUGGCGGUGAUCAUCAACGACAACGACGACGAGUACCGCUCGUCGUCGGGCGGGGGUGGCGGCGGCGGCGCGUACCAGCAGAAGGGCAGGAAGCUGUGGGGGAUGGUGGUGUGCCACCACACGUCGCCUCGCUCGGUGCCUUUCCCACUGCGCUCCGCCUGCGAGUUCCUCAUGCAAGUGUUUGGGCUCCAGCUCAACAUGGAGGUGGAGCUGGCAGCGCAGCUGCGGGAGAAGCACAUCCUGCGCACCCAGACACUCCUGUGUGACAUGCUGCUCCGCGACGCCCCCAUCGGCAUUGUGUCGCAGUCACCAAACAUCAUGGACCUGGUCAAGUGCAAUGGUGCUGCCCUCUACUACGGCAAGCGCUUCUGGCUCUUGGGCGUCACGCCCAGCGAGGCGCAAAUCAAGGACAUUGCCGACUGGCUGCUGGAGCACCACAAGGACUCCACCGGCCUCAGCACCGACAGCCUGGCCGACGCCGGCUACCCGGGUGCCGCGUCACUGGGCGACGAGGUGUGCGGCAUGGCCGCGGCCAAGAUCACCGCCAAGGACUUUUUGUUUUGGUUCCGCUCCCACACCGCCAAGGAGAUCAAGUGGGGUGGCGCCAAGCACGACCCCGACGACAAGGACGACGGGCGCAAGAUGCACCCCCGCUCCUCGUUCAAGGCCUUCCUCGAGGUGGUGAAGCGGAGGAGCCUGCCAUGGGAGGACGUGGAGAUGGACGCCAUACACUCGCUGCAGCUCAUCCUCCGCGGCUCCUUCCACGACAUUGACGACAGCGACACCAAGACCAUGAUCCACGCGCGCCUCAACGACCUCAAGCUCCAGGGCAUGGACGAGCUGAGCACUGUCGCCAACGAGAUGGUACGCCUCAUCGAGACCGCCACCGCGCCCAUCCUUGCUGUCGACUCGAGCGGCUUUAUCAACGGCUGGAACGCAAAGGUGGCGGAGCUCACCGGGCUGCCCGUGACCGAGGCCAUGGGGAGGUCCCUCGCCAAGGACCUGGUGCUGCAAGAGUCUGCGGACAUGGUGGAGAGGCUGCUCUAUCUGGCGCUUCAAGGCGACGAGGAGCAGAAUGUGGAGCUCAAGCUCAAGACGUUCGGCGUUCAAAAGGACAAGGAGGCGGUCAUUCUGGUCGUCAACGCGUGCGCCAGCAGGGACGUUUCGGACAAUGUGGUGGGAGUGUGCUUCGUUGGCCAGGACGUGACGGGGCAGAAGGUGGUAAUGGACAAGUUCACGCGCAUCCAAGGCGACUACAAGGCCAUCGUGCAGAACCCCAACCCGCUGAUACCGCCAAUCUUUGGCGCUGACGAGUUUGGCUACUGCUCCGAGUGGAAUCCUGCCAUGGAAAAGCUGUCUGGGUGGAAGCGGGAAGAAGUCCUGGGAAAGAUGCUUGUCGGAGAGAUAUUUGGCAUCCAGAUGAUGUACUGCCGCCUCAAAGGCCAGGACGCCGUCACCAAAUUUAUGAUCGUUCUCAACAGUGCAGCAGAUGGCCAGGACACGGAGAAGUUCCCCUUCGCCUUCUUUGAUCGACAGGGCAAGUACGUCGAGGCUCUCCUCACGGCCACCAAGCGGGCGGAUGCCGAGGGUUCCAUCACUGGAGUGUUUUGCUUCCUACAUAUUGCUAGUGCCGAGUUGCAACAGGCCUUGACAGUCCAAAGAGCCACCGAGAAGGUUGCCUUGUCCAAGCUCAAAGAACUGGCUUACAUCCGCCAGGAGAUAAAGAAUCCGCUCUAUGGCAUCAUGUUCACUCGGACUCUCAUGGAAACCACCGACCUGUCCGAGGAUCAGAAGCAGUACGUAGAGACUGGUGCUGUGUGCGAGAAGCAAAUAAGGAAGAUCCUGGACGAUAUGGACCUGGAAAGCAUUGAGGAUGGCUACCUGGAGCUGGAUACGACCGAGUUCAUGAUGGGGACGGUUAUGGACGCUGUCAUCAGCCAGGGCAUGAUCACCUCCAAAGAAAAGAACCUGCAGCUGAUUCGGGAGACUCCAAAGGAGAUCAAGGCCAUGUUUCUGUACGGCGACCAGGUGCGCCUCCAGCAGGUUCUGGCAGAUUUCCUGCUCAACGCGAUCCGCUUCACUCCGUCAUCCGAGAAUUGGGUGGGGAUAAAGGUGGCCACGUCUAGAAAGCGCUUGGGUGGUGGUGUGCAUGUGAUGCAUCUCGAGUUCAGGAUAACUCACCCAGGUGUUGGCCUCCCUGAAGAGCUUGUCCAGGAGAUGUUUGACAGGGGCCGAGGUAUGACACAGGAGGGCCUGGGCCUCAGCAUGUGCCGCAAACUCGUCAAACUCAUGAACGGGGAAGUGGAGUACCUCAGGGAACCCGGCAAAAACUUCUUCCUGGUCAGCCUGGAGCUCCCCUUGGCACAACGGGAUGAUGCGGGCAGCGUUAAGUUUCAAGCUUCCAGCUAGAGCUCUUGUAAAUUAGUUUUUGCCCAAAUUGUGCUUCAGUACAUGUAAACUCCAGCUGUCAGCCUUA
This is a messenger RNA of Selaginella moellendorffii, 3707 nucleotides long. Its product is annotated as phytochrome 1. The transcript has 4 exons. The coding region runs from base 212 to 3640 and encodes 1142 amino acids. Gene Ontology annotation, molecular function: phosphorelay sensor kinase activity; photoreceptor activity; protein homodimerization activity. The record is from RefSeq and is a predicted model, not a curated record. Gene Ontology annotation, biological process: red, far-red light phototransduction; detection of visible light; protein-tetrapyrrole linkage. NCBI's taxonomy places the organism in Eukaryota, Viridiplantae, Streptophyta, Lycopodiopsida, Selaginellales, Selaginellaceae.